CACACACCCUCUCUCUCUCUCUCUCUCUCUCUCACACACACACACACACACACACGCGGGCGCGCGCGCGCCCGCACACACACUUGUGUGCGUAAAGCCAGCCACGAAUACUUAUAACGGAACCGGACUACUAACACAAUAAACGCGACCCCCCCUCUCCCCCCUCCUAAAAAAAAAUAUGCCGGAACGUGUGAGCAUCGAAGCUGGACUUUUCAAGGAUCUGAAGUGCUAGUACUUGAAUUAUGUCAUCCCGGUGUCUUCAAUCCGUCCUGGUCUUCCGUGAACAUUGCUGAAUAACGGGCUAUAAACUGCUAUAGCGGAGUGAGCCAGGGCAGCGCGAGCGGCCGUGACUAUGGGACACUGAUAGAAAGGCGCGCGUCGUCUGUUCUGGGUGCGAGAAGAGUUGUGCAGUUCUGUGAAACAUGGCAGCGGCGAUCGCGAGCGGGUUGAUCCGGCAGAAGCGGCAGGCGCGGGAGCAGCAUUUAGACCGACCCUCCACUAACCGGAGGAGGAAGAGCCCGAACAAGAGCAAAGGACUCUGUAACGGAAACCUCGUCGACAUCUUCGCCAAAGUACGAAUUUUCGGCCUCAGGAAGCGGAGACUACGGCGGCAAGAUCCCCAGCUCAAGGGUAUAGUGACCAGGUUAUAUUGCAGGCAGGGAUACUACUUGCAAAUGAACGCAGAUGGAUCUCUUGAUGGGACCAAGGAUGACAGCAGUAAUUCUUCGUUGUUCAAUCUCAUACCUGUGGGCCUCCGAGUUGUUGCUAUUCAGUCCGUGAAGACAGGGUUAUACAUCGCCAUGAAUGGAGAAGGCCAUCUGUAUACAUCAGAACUCUUUACAGCCGAAUGCAAGUUCAAAGAGUCCGUGUUUGAGAACUACUAUGUGAUCUACUCGUCCAUGUUGUACAGGCAGCAGGAGUCAGGGAGAGCCUGGUUUCUGGGUCUCAAUAAAGAGGGCCAGGCAAUGAAAGGCAACCGAGUGAAGAAAACCAAACCAGCUGCUCACUUCCUGCCCAAGCCAUUAGAAGUCGCAAUGUACCGAGAGCCAUCAUUGCACGAUGUGGGAGAGACCUUACCCAAAACCGCUGCACCUCCUGCUAAAAGCACAAGCGAGCCGGUCGUGAUGAACGGAGGCAAGCCCGUCAGCAAGGAGGCGAGCAAGCCCAGCACAUAGCCCAGCCUCGGCUCAGAGAGAGAAAGAUGCUCUCCUUCUCUCUUCUACGGACCUGGUCCAGACGAGCCCCUCUCCUCCUCUCCUCCUUUUCUGCUCUCCUCUGAC
Molecule: messenger RNA, 1280 nt
Organism: Ictalurus furcatus (blue catfish)
Lineage: Eukaryota; Metazoa; Chordata; Actinopteri; Siluriformes; Ictaluridae
Gene: fgf14
Product: fibroblast growth factor 14
Exons: 5
Coding region: 423-1175 (250 amino acids)
Biological process (GO): animal organ morphogenesis; positive regulation of cell population proliferation; cell differentiation
Cellular component (GO): cytoplasm
Molecular function (GO): fibroblast growth factor receptor binding; growth factor activity
Source: RefSeq, a predicted model, not a curated record